Molecule: messenger RNA, 1273 nt
Organism: Pyrus x bretschneideri (Chinese white pear)
Lineage: Eukaryota; Viridiplantae; Streptophyta; Magnoliopsida; Rosales; Rosaceae
Product: cyclin-D4-1
Exons: 4
Coding region: 178-1161 (327 amino acids)
Biological process (GO): regulation of cyclin-dependent protein serine/threonine kinase activity; mitotic cell cycle phase transition
Cellular component (GO): nucleus; cyclin-dependent protein kinase holoenzyme complex; cytoplasm
Molecular function (GO): cyclin-dependent protein serine/threonine kinase regulator activity
Source: RefSeq, a predicted model, not a curated record
CACAAACAAUCAAAUAAACACACAAAAACAAAAAAGGGCAAGAAAGCAAGCAACCCACACUCCACUCCCCCACAGUGACACAGCCACCGGACCCAAAACCCUGUAGAACACACACAAUGCCAUUUCAGCAAUGACCACCAAACCCACCACCACCACCACCACCACCUCUCACCACCAAUGUCUUCCUCUCCUCCUCCUCCUCCUCCGCCUGAUGAAACCACCACCACCUCCAGUCUCACCCAUCUGAUCGACUCCGAGCCCAACCACAUGCCCUCCCCUUCCUACAUCUCCAUGUUCCGCGACCGUACGAUCGACCUCACCGCCCGCCAGGACUCCAUCAACUGGAUCUUAAAAGUCCACACCCACUACCGCUUCUCCCCCCUCACCGCCUUCCUCUCCGUCAACUACUUCGACCGCUUUCUCUCCUCCCACUCCCUCCCGCGACACAGCGGGUCGUGGCCGUUUCAGCUGCUGUCCGUCGCCUGUUUGUCUUUAGCCGCGAAAAUGGAGGAGCCGAACGUCCCGUUCAUCCUGGACCUCCAGAUCUUCGAGCCCAAGUUCGUCUUCGAGCCCAAAACGAUCCAGCGGAUGGAGCUCCGGGUCAUGGGUAUUCUCAAUUGGAGGCUCCGAUCCGUCACCCCCUUCGAUUUCCUCCCCCAUUUCGUCUCCAAUCUCCCCUCUUCUUCCUCUCUCCUCGCAGCCUCCUCCAAUUUAGUUCUCAGCACCAUUCGUGUGAUUGACUUCUUGGGUUUUUCGCCUUCGACGGUUGCCGCCGCGGCUGUGCUCUGCGCCGCCGGUGCAAGCGUUGAUUUUGCGGCGGAUGGAGAUCGCCACGUGGCGCCCUUUUUCCACGAGAGAGUGAGCCAAGAAAGGGUGAGAAGCUGUCGCCAACUCAUGGACGAGUACCUGCUUGACAUGUGUCCCUCUUCCGGCCCUAAACGGCCGAGUACCGGAUCGGCGCCGUUGGCUCCAGCCAGCCCAAUCGGCGUGCUCGACGCGGCUUCUUGUGCAAGCUGCGACACUCGCUCCGAAAAUCCUGGAUCUACCAUACAAGCAGAGCGGCCAACCAAGCAGGCUCCGACCUCUCUGCAGCCACCGAUGUACAGCCGCCGUAGAUAUUGCCGGAGAAUUCAAGGAGCCGCCUGUUUAAUUAAUCCCUGAAGCUCUCUAAUUUUUGUUCUUAUAUUUUUUAUGGAUGACAUUUUUACUAUAAGAUGGACGGUCGGAAUUAUAGAGUUGAUCAUUUAUAAUAAUAAGUUAUAUAUAUUGAGAA